AAGGCACUUUGGCUUCACAGUGCAAACUGUAUAUGCAUAUGCUAGUGUUUCUUUUGAUAAUCUAAAAAAAACCAACACUGACUCCAAUUUAAGAGAUUAUGAUAUAGUAGUACUGAUGAUAUUACAGUGCAAACUCUUAUUCCUGGCCUAUUAAGAUGCUGAUUUGUUACACAAAUUAGUAGUAAAAGAGAAUGUUAAAUGUAGAUUUGAAUUUAUUCUUGCUGAUUUGUUACACAAAUUGUUGGUUCUGAUAUAAUGUGUAUCUCUUAUUAUAUUCAGGGAGCUGGUUCCAAUGGUGGUGAUGGAGGGGGGAGGGGAAGUAAAGCGGGUAGGGGAAGAGGUGGACGGGGAAAUGAUAGUGCGGAAGGAAGGGGUCGUGGAUGUGGUGGACGGGGAAAUGGUAUUGGUGAAGGACGGGGUCGUGGAGCUGGGGAAACAAUGGAGUAACCAGCUAGGUCUGAAGAUAGGGGAAUUGUUCAUUUCCUCGGAGGAAGAAGCAUCAGGGAGGCUAAGAAGAAAAAGACUCUCAGCUACAUUAUCAAAGUGAAUUGGGAUGAAAAUACGCAUCAAUCAAAGGGACUGGAACGUGAAGCCUUUUAUGACCGCUGUCUUAAGGAGUUCAAGUGAUCCAACAGAGGCGGAUAGGGCUGUCAAAGAGUUUGUGAAAAAGAAUUAGAAGAACCUCCCUUAUCAGGAAAAGAAAAGGGCAGAGCAAUCAGCUGUAUAUGCAAGGAGGGGAGGUUUAAAAACUGCUACUCGACGUUCUUUCAGGCCUCAUUACUUCAGCCAACGUAUUUGGGACAACCUCAACUCGUAUAUGGGGUCUGACUUAUUUAAAAAAAGGUCUGAUAAUGCCAAGAAAGCUCGAGCGCAGGUGGAACAUAUUCACCACAGUGGGGCCAAGCCUUUCAGCUUUCAGCCAGAGAAGGGAGGAACUCGAGGAAGAAAAACAAGGGCAUAUUUCUAAUAUGGAGUUCAUGAAUCAUGUGUACCACUUUGACGAUCCAGCUACUCAAAAAUUGAAGGGACAUCGACAUGGAUUUGUCUAAAGAACUCAAGCAUAAUGAAUCUAAUGUACAAGAUGCACAGCCGCAUGAUGUACAAGAUGCACAGCCUCAUGUGGAAAAGUUAGCUACUUUAGUAGGACAGCUAAUAAGCAUCAAAAAAAUAUUUCAGACACAUGAUUCUACCAUACAAUCAGAAGCUGAUGUACUUGAUGCUCAACAUGAGGAGGCUGUUUCUCUUAAAAGAGAACUCUUUAAAGAUUCCCAGAUUUACAAACUAUUGGGAGUGAAGGAGGGGAGUGGCUGCUCCGCUGCCCUCAUUCAAUUAUUUUGUGAUUUUUUUGAUCAAGAAAGAGGUAUCUUCAAGAUCAAAGAGGGAAUAGAAAUCAGUUUUUGUGCACACCGGGUUGCAGAUUCAGUAUCAAUCAACCAUACCGGUAAGCCAAUCAGGGAAUUUGAGAUGCAGGGGAAGGAUAAAAUGAUGCGGCUUCCACCUUUUGUGGAUAGUUUAAAACAGUUGUAUGUUUCUAAGAAUGAGAAAAAGGAGAAAAAAGAUAGAAACGACAAGGAGAAGCACAAAAACAGGAUUAAGAGGGAAUUGAGUUGUCACUCCUUGAUAGAGAUUUUGAGGCGCAUGCCUGUGGAAACGGAUGAACAGAAAGACCAAUACAAGCAGCUUGUUCGCUUGUUUGUGGAUGACCAGAUUUUCCUUCCAUCUAGCGAAAAUGCAUACAUCAGGAGUGGGAACUACAAGUAUUGCGUUGACGCGUCCACAUUUGAAUCAAUUAAUUGGGCUCAAGCAAUACUUGACAGAAUUUAUGAGGCUGUUAAGAAGAACACUCGGACAUUUAGUGCUUGCAGUACUGUUUUUCAGAUCAAUAAAUGUGGUCUUUGUUCUCAACUUGACCAUGGACUUGACCAUGGCCACCACACGCCACUUUUUCAGAAAGCUUGUGAGGGUGUCAUGCUUGCGCAUGUAAUCGGGCAAGCAAGACAGGUACUAGAGGGAUCCUUGGAGGGUGAUUACCUCUCGGAAAUCAAUGAUUUUGGUCUUGUUGAAGACUUGAAAACUCAAUAUUUGGGAAUAGAUGAUAGAGAUGACUGGAGGUUAAUUGAAGCUCUUUCAAUGAAGGAUGCCUGCAGAUACACAGAGCCAGAAGCUCUGCUGAUUAACCUAAGUUCCACUCCAAAAACUUCGAACAUUGUAACUGUUCAUCCUCAAAUUGCGGAGCCAUCUGCGGAGCAACUAUGCGUGCAACAUCCGACUCUUGGUUAG
Daucus carota subsp. sativus is the source of this 2280-nucleotide messenger RNA. RefSeq lists its product as uncharacterized. NCBI's taxonomy places the organism in Eukaryota, Viridiplantae, Streptophyta, Magnoliopsida, Apiales, Apiaceae. Bases 1036 to 2280 code for a protein of 414 amino acids. The record is from RefSeq and is a predicted model, not a curated record. The transcript is spliced from 9 exons.